GCGGUGCCUGGCGCCGAGCCUCCCAAGAUGGCGGUGUGCAUCGCGGUGAUUGCCAAGGAGGUGCGUACGCGCGGCGUGGGGCGUCCGGGCUCGCACCAUCCUCGGCUCUCCGCUUUCUUCUUCUUCCCUGGGCCUAGAAGGCACCUUAGGAAAUGGGAUCUGGAGGAGGCCUUCGCCGAGCUCCAGCGGUCAGGGGCUUCGCGGUGGACGAGCCGCCAGGCAGACCCUGACUGAGACCCCAGUUCCGCGCUCGCCCGUCCCGCUGCUGAACGCACCCCUCGGCGCACCAGGUCUCCUCCCCGCCAGGACCCACCAGAAACCUAGGUGGUCCCGGGCACUACCUCCGUCCUCAGCAGGUUCUGCCCGUUCUCCCGUCCAGCGCUGGUUCCCCGCGGACGGCGACCCCGGCCCUCCUGCCAGUCUCCCCGGAGCCGAGUUAAAAACAAAUCGGAUCCUGUCACGCCUCUGCCUGAGACCUCUGCAGUGGCUUCUCGUUGCCUUAGGAUGCUGUCUGAAUAAUCUGCUCUGGGAUCCUUUCCCCCCAUAACCCUUGGCACCCUCCGCUCCAACCAAACAAUUCUGCAGCUCCCUGGACAUGCUCUGCCCUCUCACCUCUGGGCCUUUGCACGCGGAACACCUCUCCCCAGCUCCCAUCCUCUUUACUGGCCCACAUACAUUUCAACUGGAAAGCAUUUUCUGAAGGCUAAGACUGAGCUGGGUGGCUGCCCACACGCUCCUGCUGCACGGAGCCUUCAUUUCCUAGCCAGGGUCUCCCGAGACCAGACUCGAGACCGCUCCCUGCUGGGCGGUGGCUGCUGCUAAGCUGCUCAUGGGCUUCUCUCUUGGCCAAGAUGAUCAUUUGCUUGUUUGUGGGUUUAUUGACUAGGUAUCACUCCCCACGAGGGUAGCGAGGACUCUUGUUCACUGUAUUUCUGCAGGACCCAGUGCUGAACAGACACAGGAAUUACCCCCUCUACAUUCGCAGCACCCCUACGGAGAACGAGCUGAAGUUCCACUACAUGGUGCACACAUCUCUGGACGUGGUGGAUGAGAAGAUCUCCGCAAUGGGGAAGGCCCUGGUCGACCAGAGGGAGCUGUACCUGGGCCUGCUCUACCCCACGGAGGACUACAAGGUGUACGGCUACGUCACCAACUCCAAGGUGAAGUUUGUCAUGGUGGUAGAUUCCUCCAACACAGCCCUUCGAGACAACGAAAUUCGCAGCAUGUUCCGGAAGCUACACAACUCCUACACAGAUGUGAUGUGCAACCCCUUCUACAACCCGGGGGACCGCAUCCAGUCCAGGGCCUUUGAUAACAUGGUGACGUCGAUGAUGAUACAGGUGUGCUGAGUGAGCUGUGCUGCCAGCCAUCGCAGAGGAGCCCGCGCGCGACUGUGGUGGGGCUGUCGGUCUGUUCUGGUCGCCUCUUCCUGAAUGGGACGCCCGGGGCUUUCAGGGCAGGCAGCUGUGCAUGUUCUCUCAACUAAAGGUCUUGUGAGAUGA
Molecule: messenger RNA, 1502 nt
Organism: Pan troglodytes (chimpanzee)
Lineage: Eukaryota; Metazoa; Chordata; Mammalia; Primates; Hominidae
Gene: TRAPPC2L
Product: trafficking protein particle complex subunit 2L
Exons: 5
Coding region: 1020-1349 (109 amino acids)
Biological process (GO): endoplasmic reticulum to Golgi vesicle-mediated transport
Source: RefSeq, a predicted model, not a curated record